AUGAACUCGGACAGCGACCCUUUGUCCACCUCACCAGACGUGAUGUCGGAUCAGAAGAGGCUGCUGCAGCUCAGCAUCAACAGGAACCAGGAGGACAGCGCCGUGUCCUCGGGUAGCGAGCCGGAGUACGGCGGUCCGCCGGCCCAGAUGAGCGUCACUGAGCGUCUGAUCCGCUCCCACCCGGUCUGGUUCCUGCCGGGGCUGCACCGCGCCGGCGCCGAACACCUGCUGCAGGACAAACCGCCCGGGACGUUCAUCGUGCGCCAGUCCAGCCGGGCGCCAACCAUGGCGCUGACUGUGCGCCUGCCGCCCGGCAAGGGGCCGCACGUGGAGCACUUCCUGGUUCGCGUGCAGGGCGGCAAGCUCGGGCUCGAGCUGUCCGACCACCGGUUCGACAACAUCUCCAGCCUGAUCGCCCACUACUCGUGCCACAGGGACGAGCUGCCGGUGCUGCUGCAGCUGCCGCCCAGUCUGCAGCGUGUCGACUCGCGUCACCAGCUCUCCUCGCUGGCACUCCUCGGACAAGAGUUCUGGACGUGUCGGCUGGCCGGCCGCGCCCGGCCGCCGAGCACGCUGCCGCUGACGCCGGAUGCCGGGCUAACGCGCCUCAUCAGCCCGGAGCUCGUCAGCCGCGUGGGGAGCCCGACCGGCACGGUGACAUCCGUGGCGAAGGCGCCGCCGCCGCCGCCGCCCCGCUGGUGCAAGCCGUCGCUCUCCUCCCCGGCGGGGAUCUGCUGCGACGGAGACGACGACGGCAACUACGGCGACGCCAGCGGCGGUGCGCCCGAGCGCAUGGUAUCGACGGCCACGUUCCAGGUCAGCUCGCCCGGCGGCGGCACGAUUCGCAGCGAGAUGAGCGUGUUCAUCCGCGGGCCGGCGCCGCUGCGGGCCGCCAGCGGCGACGCCAUCGCAGCCGGCGGCCGCGACGGCGGCGCUGGCCCAGAGACGGCCGUCGACACGGCGUCGCCGGCCACCACGCCCGGCUCGUGUGAGGAAGCCGCUCUGCAGGGGCCGCCGCGCGGUGGCCGGCGGCGCGGCCGCAAGAAGCGCUCCGCCCACUACCAGGAGUCGGACCUGCUCGACUCGCCGGCCGCCUACUGCCGCAGCUCGGUGGCCGACAAGAUCUCCGACUACGAGGAUAUAUGGGCGUCGCCGGCGCGCGAGGCGCCGCCCGCCGGCAGUCCGUUCGCCACGUCGGCGGCCGUCUCGCGCGCCAGCCGCGACACCGCCGACGCGCUGCUGGAGGCGCGCCGGGGGCGCACCGAGCAGUGGCGCCUCGACUCGAGCUGGGAGUUCCUGGGCCGCGGCGACGACGGCUGCGACGCCGACUCGGAGACGGACGAGGAAGCGCCGGCCGAGCGGCCGGUCACGCGGCAGACGACCUCCACCGAGCCGCCGCCGGACCCCACCGCCGAAAUCUCGCCCGAGGAGCAGACGCGUAUCGUGCACGCCAUCAUCCGGCAGAGCCUGCCGCUGGCCGUGCCACCGGCCGCCUCUGUGUCGGCCUCCGAGUACGACAACCUGCGCCCGUCGGCGACGGCGCUGGCGACGUCGGCGGCGGACCGCGGCACCGACGCCGACACCGACACGGACGUCUCCAAGUGGCAGUCGAUCAUGCGUCUGAUGAGCGACCAGAUGCGACUGCGCAGCGGACAGUUCGACGCCGACGAGCGUCUGUUCACCGACUCGGAGUCGUUCGUGCUGGCUGCGGGCGAGCCGGAGCGGGAGCGGGAGCCGGAGCCGGUGUCGGCGCCGCAGACGGAGCCGGCGGCGGUGGAGAUGCCGGACCGGCUGAUGCCGCCGCGGCUGCCACUCUCUCGCUCCCAGCAGGAGUCGCUUUAUUCUCCGCCCCGCCUGAACAGCCUCAGACUUCACCGGAAGAGUCAGCAGUCAGGUGCGGCCAUCAGGGACUACGUCAUGAAGCUGGCCAACGACGACUCCAGCACGUUCGCGCUCUGCAUAUUUAACUUCCUGCAGUGCACGCGGGAGGGUGCUGAGACGGACCCGCACGUGGUGAUGCGAAACGUGCGUCAGUUCUGCAACGGCAUCAAGAACUAUCUGGUGAAACACGGGGAGGCGGAGUUCCACCAGGUGGUGCACCAGGAGAGAGACAAGCUGUCUUCCACCGAGUUUCUGAACCUGGACGCGAUCCUGGAGGGCGUGCUGGAGGAGCUGCUCGUCACUCCGCUGCACGACCACGUCAGCCGCCUGUGGCGCGAGGCCGCCCAGCGCAGUGGCGCCACCCAGCGGCUGGCAGAGAACUUCGAGUUCGCGCGCAGCCGCCCGGCGGUGGCGCUGGGCCUGAAGCCACAGCAGACACCGCCGACGGCCGCCGUGCUCGCAUCGGUGCGCCACUUCCUGGGCCGGAUGCAGGACUCUGCUAGUCCUCUGGACAAGCUGGAGAGCCUGCUGGCCACGGUGUCGGUGCUGUUCUCCGCGGCCGGCGGUGAAGACGCCUCCAUCCCGGCCGACGACUUCCUGCCGCUGCUGCUGUACGCGCUGGUCCACUGCCACGUCACCAAUGUCGAGUUCGAGGCGGACUACAUGUGGGGUCUGCUGCACCCCCUGCUGCUGAACGGCGAGGCCGGCUACUACUUGACCAUGCUAUCCUCGGCCGUGCACGUGCUGAAGAACCUGCUGCACUACCUGGGUGACAGGUCCCGCGACUCCAACACCCGGCUGUCGCAGCGUUCGGGCUCUUGCAGCGGCAGCGAGACGGUGGAAGGCUUCCUGCGGGUGGUGAUCCCGGAUGAGCAGCAGGGUACCAUCCUGAGCCGCACGCUGCCCUGCCGGCCCGGCACCACCGCCCGCGACCUCUGCAGAAUGCUUGACCACAAGCUGCGCAUCACCAGCCCCCAGGACUACGCCCUCUUCAAGCUGAUCGACGGCGAGGAAACGCUGGUAGGCGACCUCGAGUGCCCACAGCAGGUCAAGCAGGACUUGGCCGCCAAAGGCGUGCAUUGCAUGCUUGCCUACAAGCGGCUAGAGGCCAAGAUCGCCUGGCCGACCGGGGAACUGUGAACUGGAGGACUCAUCCUGCGCGAAGUAAUGUCGCCCGAAUUGGGGCGUCGCUAUUUUUACAGUGUACCUUAAGUAGCUUGCUCCCAGGUCUGU
Messenger RNA from Pollicipes pollicipes, 3114 nucleotides. Its product is annotated as protein sprint. Gene Ontology annotation, biological process: signal transduction; vesicle-mediated transport. Gene Ontology annotation, molecular function: small GTPase binding; guanyl-nucleotide exchange factor activity. Gene Ontology annotation, cellular component: cytosol; endocytic vesicle. The transcript has 13 exons. The record is from RefSeq and is a predicted model, not a curated record. NCBI's taxonomy places the organism in Eukaryota, Metazoa, Arthropoda, Thecostraca, Pollicipedomorpha, Pollicipedidae. Bases 1 to 3021 code for a protein of 1006 amino acids.